Molecule: messenger RNA, 915 nt
Organism: Punctularia strigosozonata HHB-11173 SS5
Lineage: Eukaryota; Fungi; Basidiomycota; Agaricomycetes; Corticiales; Punctulariaceae
Exons: 2
Coding region: 1-915 (304 amino acids)
Source: RefSeq, a predicted model, not a curated record
AUGGUUCAAGUUCGAGCCGCCGCAAGUACCGCAUAUAGCAACGCGCUCUCGCGGGCCAGAGACGAACCUAUCCGAUUGAUAGAGCGCAUGUCGAUGCUCGUGCUCUUCUUUUACAUCGUCCGCAUCCUCCUCGUCCAAGCAGCCAUGAUAUUCCCCGCCUGGGUUGGUGCAUGGGUCGUAGACCAGCGUCAUCAACAUAUCGUCGACGUGCAGAUGGUCGUAUGGGGCACAUUGUUAGCUGAAGUCGAAGACGGCAUUGCGGUUGACAUCAUGAUCGCACACAUGUUGGGGAUCUUGUACAACGCACGCAUCUUCAUCCCGCUGGUCGGAGCCGCCGCGACCGCCGCCUACCGCGCGCUCAGAGACGAUCCUCUUAAAACGAUGGCGAGCAUAUCGCCAUUCGUGCUCUCGCACUACUUGGAACCCCUAUUCGUCCAAGUCAAGACCGCCAUUGUGAUCUCCGUCUGGAUGGUCGUAGACCAGCCUCGUCAACUAAUAGCCGACGUGGAAACGGUGCUGUGGCUGAUGGUGCGCGUCGUCCUGCGCGGGUACGCCAUCAAAUGUGCAUGCAAAUAUGCCCUCGUCCAUCUCAAGAGCGCCACCGCCAUCGUCUCCGUCUGGGUGGUCGUAGACCAGCCUCGUCGACUGGUAGCCGACAUGAAGAUGAUCCUGUGGCUGAUGGUGUGCGUAGUCGUGCGCGGGUACGCCAUCCAAUAUGCAUGCAAAUAUGCAUGUCGCUGCGUUGCGCACCUCGCCGGGCUGCUCUGGGACCGUCUGCUGCGUCGACUCGGGAUGCAGCGAACUGUCCCAGGAAAUCAGCCCGGCGCCGCGCUUCAACACGACGGCCGGGCCGACCGGCGCCGCUACGUAUACGGCGCCGCUGGCGCCAACACCGAGGGAGCCGGCUAUCGCUAG